Messenger RNA from Erigeron canadensis, 2165 nucleotides. Its product is annotated as O-fucosyltransferase 7-like. Gene Ontology annotation, cellular component: cytoplasm. NCBI's taxonomy places the organism in Eukaryota, Viridiplantae, Streptophyta, Magnoliopsida, Asterales, Asteraceae. The transcript is spliced from 12 exons. Bases 188 to 1789 code for a protein of 533 amino acids. The record is from RefSeq and is a predicted model, not a curated record.
ACAUUACAAAUUCACCAACAUAUACAUUACACACAUAUCUAAACAAUAUAAAAUCAAAAACCCAUCUCGAAAAAUCAUUCCUUUGAAGAUCUUGAUCGACAAAACCGGGUCUUGGUUUGUCAUUGAUUUCAACAAAAAAAAAAAGAAAAUUUUUUUUAUUAAAUAAUAAAAAGAAAAAAGUCAAGAAAUGCAGAAAAAGAGAUGGAGGAAGUUAGGAUUCAUGAGAAGAGUGUUAACAUGUGGAAUAGCAUUAAUUUCAUUGGUGGCUUUAUUUUCUGCUCAUUUGCAUCUUUUUUUCCCUCCUUCUCAACUUUCUAUGCUUCCUGAUCCUUAUAAGCUUCCAAAGCAACAUGAAAUUCAAUAUCAGAAGCUGAGCAAAGAGCGAAGCUGGACUCGACCUAAUUUGUCAAAAGCUCCUCUUCCUGCUCUCAAGUUGUCGGGUGCCAACGGCUCAUUGGAUUUCAACAAGUUGUGGAAGCAUCCACCAAAUCGUGACUUUGCCCCUUGUGUUGAACCCAGUUCUUCGUAUAUAGUUCCGGAAGAAACCCGAGGUUACUUACUUGUUCAUACAAAUGGUGGGCUCAAUCAAAUGCGUGCUGGGAUAUGUGAUAUGGUAGCUGUUGCGCGGAUUAUAAAUGCUACUCUUGUAGUUCCAGAGCUUGAUAAACGUUCAUUUUGGCAAGAUACCAGCAAUUUCUCUGAUGUGUUCGAUGAAGAUUAUUUCAUUUCUUCAUUGGCUAAUGACGUAAAAAUAGUUAAAAAACUUCCAAUAGAAUUACUGACUGCCACAAGAGCGGUUAAGUAUUUUAGAAGCUGGUCUGGUAUUGAUUACUAUGAGCAAGAGAUAGCCAGCUUGUGGGAGGAUUAUCAGGUUAUUCGGGCUGCAAAAUCUGAUUCCAGGCUAGCAAAUAACAACCUUCCUCCAGAUAUUCAGAAAUUGCGUUGCCGUGCAUGUUAUGAAGCUCUCCGAUUCUCCCCACGUAUAGAAGCAAUGGGAAAAUUAUUGGUGGACCGGAUGAGGUCUUAUGGACCUUACAUCGCGUUGCAUUUAAGAUACGAAAAGGAUAUGCUUGCUUUUAGUGGGUGCACGCACGAUUUAUCCAUUGAAGAAGCUAAUGAACUCACGGCUAUUAGAGAAAAUACAACGUAUUGGAAAGUUAAAGACAUUGAUUCGAUAGAACAAAGAGCAAAGGGGUAUUGUCCAUUGACUCCAAAAGAAGUAGGAAUGUUUCUCAGGGCUCUUGGAUUUCCACCAACAACUCCUAUAUAUAUUGCAGCUGGAGAAAUAUAUGGGGGUGAUUCUCGAAUGGCUGAGCUAACAUAUCGCUUCCCCCUGUUAAUGAGAAAGGAAAAAUUGGCAACAGUUGAGGAGCUGGAUCCAUUCAUCAACCAUGCGUCUCAAAUGGCUGCUUUAGAUUACAUUGUAUCAGUGGAAAGUGACAUUUUCAUUCCCUCUUAUUCUGGAAACAUGGCAAGGGCUGUUGAAGGUCAUCGUCGGUUCUUGGGACAUAGGAAAACUAUUUCUCCUGACAGGAAACUCCUUGUUCGUUUUUUUGACAAGAUUGCUAAUGGUACAAUGAAAGAAGGGAAGAAUCUUUCAAGACGGAUAAUUGAGAUCCACAAAAGACGGCAAGGCUCACCCCGGAGGAGAAAAGGCCCCAUCACAGGAACAAAAGGAACGGAUAGGUUCCGUUCAGAGGAAGCAUUCUACGUAAAUCCAUUGCCCGAUUGCCUAUGUCAAAAGGAAUCACCAUAUAAUGAAAAUAGCUCCUCCCUUGUCAUCAAAUAGACUUAACCAUCUUCUUUGAUAUCCAUUUUGAAGCUUGUGGAAGAUGAUGAAAGGCACCUGUCCUUUGGAGUAUUGAGGGGCUUUGUAUAUCCUUGGGAUAGUAGAUACAAAUUAGGUAAAAGAUGGUGAAGGUAAUGAGAGAAGAUGAGAUUUUUGAGAAGUUUUAGAAGCAUCCCUGUAUUCACUCCAUUCAUGGAGCUUGUUAUUGAAAUUAAUAAUAUAGAGAAGUAGAAAGUUCAGUUAGGUAUUACAUCAUUGUAUCCUAUAUAUUCUAUUAAAACAUAUAGGUAUCUGUCUGAAACAUAGUAUUGAUGAUUACCAACCGAAGUGGUAUGGUUGGAACUUGGAAGCUAAUAUACACGAUUUUCUUUAAAAA